Octopus sinensis (East Asian common octopus) is the source of this 2057-nucleotide messenger RNA. Its product is annotated as zinc finger protein OZF-like. The record is from RefSeq and is a predicted model, not a curated record. Gene Ontology annotation, biological process: regulation of transcription by RNA polymerase II. The transcript has 2 exons. Lineage: Eukaryota; Metazoa; Mollusca; Cephalopoda; Octopoda; Octopodidae. The coding region runs from base 321 to 1709 and encodes 462 amino acids. Gene Ontology annotation, molecular function: DNA-binding transcription factor activity; RNA polymerase II cis-regulatory region sequence-specific DNA binding.
UACUUGUUUCAGGGUCGAUGUAUCAUCUCCUUCGUGAUUAAAAAUUUCAUUUAUAUCGUUAAUUGGUUGUUCCCUAUUUUACAGGACGGGGGAAAUGGCUUUUAAUCAACAACAAAUCAAUCAGCGAACUUUCUUCGACCUUCUCCACUCUUCAUUUGGACUUUAUAUCAAACAUUCUACUGGUGAGUAGGAAAUACAUCUACAUUGCAUCUGUUCCACACUUGUAAACAAAGAUCUGUGAUGUCUGAGACAAGAAAUUGAACCACAAUAGAUUAACUCACAGACGUUUGUUGCUUUUUAAGAAUUGCUCAAGAAAUAAUAUGGAGAACGUUGAUCACUUGGACACGUGUAACACACCUGUUAACAAUACAGAUACAGUUAGAGAGACAGACGGAGAUGAAAAAGGUGAAAAUGGAAGCGUUCCUGAAUAUCGCUGCGAGAUUUGUCGGAAGACAUUCUCUUCAGAAGAUGAAGUCGUCACACACAAAGAAAUACACAGUAAAAAGAGACCGGUUCAUUGUGAGACGUGUGGAAAAUCAUUUCUUAGUAAAUCACAUCUCGUAGUUCACAAGCGUAGCCACACUGGCGAAAAACCAUUCAAAUGUGAAAUAUGUGAGAAAACUUUCAGUCAGAAUUCUCACCUUCAGAACCACAGACGUAGUCACAGUGGAGAAAAGCCUUACCGUUGUGAGACAUGUGGGAAAUUUUUCACUCAGAAUUCUCACCUUUUGGUUCACAAACGAAGUCACACUGGAGAAAGACCGUUCCAUUGUGAAAUAUGUAAGAAGUCUUUCACUCAGAAUUCUCAUUUUCUUUACCAUAAACGUUGUCACACUGGAGAAAAACCAUUCCAUUGUGAAAUAUGUAAGAAGUCUUUUAUUUCUCGUGGCAACUUAACAGCGCAUGAAAGAAUACACGCUUCUGAAAAACCUUACCAGUGUGAAAUAUGUGGCAGAGCUUUUGCGUUUGAACCGGAUUUAAAGAAACACAACAGGCUGCACGCCAUGGAGAAACCUUUCCAUUGUGAAAUAUGUGGAAAGUCUUUCCCUCAGAAAUCUCACGUUGUAGUUCACAAACGUAGCCAUACUGGAGAAAAACCGUUCAAGUGUGAAAUAUGUGAGAAAUGUUAUGCAUGUAAAAAGACAUUAAUUUUGCAUGGAAGAGUUCACAGUGGCAAGCAACCAUUCAAGUGUGAGAUAUGUGGGAAAUCUUUUAGUUCGAGCACCAAUCUAGCAAUACACAUACGAAUACACACGGGAGAAAAACCAUUCCGUUGCGAAAUAUGCGGGAAACCUUAUGGUUCUGGUAGCGCCCUAAUACAACACCGAAGGGCACACACCGGGGAAAAACCUUUCCAUUGUGAAAUCUGUGGGAAAUAUUUUGCCUCUCUUAGUGAUUUGAAGAUUCACAAAAGAUUACAUACAGGAGAAGAAGCACCAUUCCACUGUGAAAUCUGUGGAAAAUCUUUUAACUGGAAUUCUCAUCUAAUUGAGCACGAACGUUAUCACACGGGGGAAAAACGUUUUCAGUGCGAAAUCUGUGGACAAUCGUUCACUCAGAAAUGUCGUUUAGUUGAACACGGACGCUACCAUACAGGAGAAAGACCAUUCCACUGUGAAGUAUGUGGGAAAUGUUUUGUGUCUUCUAAUAAAUUAAAGAAUCAUCAAAGGAUUCACUCUCGAAGGAAACCUUUCGACUGUGAAACGUGAUAAGUUUCUUUUCUUUGUAGAAUGUAUUAUGAUGAUGAAAUAUUUCAGAAAUCGUUCUCCAUCUUCUGGUCUUGUGAUGCACAAAUGCCAAGGGGAGAAAGAUGCGUUUGCUGCUAAGUUUUAGACAGUCACCAUUUCGUGAAUGACGAUGAGAGAAAUACUGGUUCCAGACCUUCGCCGGCAUUUUUAUGUCCAUCUUUCCACUCUUGCAUGGUUUUGAUAGUUUGUUGAGGCAGAUGUGAGGUAGUGAGUUCAAUUCCUAGACCGGGCUGCGUGUUGUGUUCUUGAGCAAGACACUUUAUUUCACGUUGCUCCAGUUCACUCACCUGUAGAAUUGAGGUACGACGU